Molecule: messenger RNA, 292 nt
Organism: Staurois parvus
Lineage: Eukaryota; Metazoa; Chordata; Amphibia; Anura; Ranidae
Source: the annotation of a GenBank genome assembly
CAGCUUGUCACAUGGUACAAGGCUGUUGUGAAUAGCCUUGUACCAUGUGAUCUCUGUGAUCAUACACAGAUUUCACAUGUAGUAAGCAAUGAUAUCAGAAGUGACAUCUUGGUUACUACUAUUCAUGUGAUCACUGAUUGGCCAAUCAGUGAUCAAAUGAUCGGGACCUCACACAGAGGUCUCGUACAAAAUUGAGAAAUACUGUGUGAGCUGUGAUUGGUCAGCUUGUCACAUGGUACAAGGCUAUUGUGAACAGCCCUGUACCAUUUUAACUCUGUGAUCAUUCACAGAU